Messenger RNA from Nymphaea colorata (pocket water lily), 866 nucleotides. RefSeq lists its product as uncharacterized. Bases 33 to 833 code for a protein of 266 amino acids. The transcript has 4 exons. The record is from RefSeq and is a predicted model, not a curated record. NCBI's taxonomy places the organism in Eukaryota, Viridiplantae, Streptophyta, Magnoliopsida, Nymphaeales, Nymphaeaceae.
CCUCUUUUCAAGCUUCUUAGUUAUUAUUGCCGAUGGGGAAACCAUUUCUCAUUCUCUCCCUCCUAACGCUCACGCUUAAGAUCCUUCAUGUGUCUUCUCAAGGGGUUCAGGCACUCAACUUAGCGUGUGGGGCGACUGCUUCCUUCACUGAUCCUUAUGGGAAUCAAUGGGUGCCGGAUUACCAGUUCAUUGGAUCUGGCUCCACUGCAUCGGUUCAGUUUACGAGCCCAGAUGCUCCAUUCCUGUCCACCGUCCGUUACUUCCCUUAUGGAAGCAUGAACUGCUACGGAAUCGGUGGUGUGACUCUGGGGGCUACAAUCAAAGUCAUUGCCAUCUUCCAGUAUGGUAAUUACGAUGGCUUGGCACUGCCACCUUCCUUUCUGCUCCAAAUCGAUGGCGGUGGUUGGACAAGCGUUCAGACUUCAGAGGGUCUGGUAGCGUACUCGCUCACCUUUCGGGCUGUGGAGGGCGCGGUCAGUGUUUGCCUUGCCCCGGACAGCACUCGACGCAUCCCCUUCAUUUCUGCUAUACGAGUACUUGAAGCUGGCGCCGAUUCAAGCACGCAAGAUGGUAGUUCUGAUCCUGGUUCAAGUUCAAGUAGUCAAGUUCCAUCUGAAGAAAGGGUAAAAUUCUCUAGUUCUUCAAAGGUGCGUGCAAAGGGAAAAUUAGGCGGACUGAUUUAUCUGUGCUCCCUCAUACCUGGUGGGUUCGGUGUUGCUGUUAUUAUCUUAAUCAUUGUUUAUCUGAUAAAAAAGAACAAGAUGAGGAGGGCAGAAAUACAAGCACAAUUGGAUGCAGAGAACACAGAUUCAGGAGCGAGUAACGAAGCAUGAAAGAUGAAGUUUCCAUGAUUUUACAAUUGAAGG